AUGUCUGCCCGGACGACCACGCAUCCGGGACAGGAAGCAUGGACCAUUCGCUUGCCCAAAGUAGCCAAGACGAUGCACGUCGACUCCCAAAACGCCUUUGGGCAUGGCAGGGCUGCGGCGUCGGCCCUUGGUAUCAGCAGCGAUGCCGAAACCGUCCAGGGUGCUCCGGUCUCCAAGCCACCGGCGCGGUCCUUGUGUCUAACACAGCUUCGCAGACCAACGAACACAAGCCAACAUGAGACUCUCCGUCGCUGCCAUCUUCCUCGCGUUACCGGCAUCAUUGCUGCGCCGGCCCCCGUUGCCGAGCCCGAGGCCGUUGCUGAGCCUGCUCCCGGAGGCUACGGCCACUAUGGCGGCUAUGGCAAAUACCCCACUCCCAAGGGAGGAUACAGCACCUACGGCAAAUACCCCACUCCCAAGGGAGGUUACGGAAAGUACGGAGGCUACGGCAAAUACAAGAAGGAUCUCAGCGAGGCUCAGGAUGCCGAGGAAUAG
Messenger RNA from Verticillium alfalfae VaMs.102, 495 nucleotides. RefSeq lists its product with no specific name. NCBI's taxonomy places the organism in Eukaryota, Fungi, Ascomycota, Sordariomycetes, Glomerellales, Plectosphaerellaceae. The record is from RefSeq and is a predicted model, not a curated record. Bases 1 to 495 code for a protein of 164 amino acids. The transcript is spliced from 3 exons.